UGCUGCGGUACGUAAACACAGGUGUUCAGAUUCUUCUCCCUGGGAUAUUUCGCAGUGUCGCGGUCGGAUUGGGUCUUAAACAUUUGUUGCGAAUAGUCAAUCAACGGUACAGUGAUUACGUAAUCUGGAAAAACGUAUUCAUGUUUGAUACGAGGGCACUGAAGGCGGCCAUAAAACACAAGUAAAUCAGUUGAUGGAUUAAAAUAAUAUAUAUUCAUCUCAAAGCUCUAUAUCAUUUCUGGUGCGAUUAUUAAUAUGGAGACAGAUCACGAGCCGUAUGUUUGGACUCUCUCUGAAAAGUUGGCAGAAACAGCCAAGCGAGAACUCGGAGAAACGCCUGAUGUACGAACUAAAGCAUUGGCUGAAAUUAGAAAGAGAUUGCAUGAUAGACCUGAUCUACUCUGCCCGAAAGACAAUCUAUUCCUUCUAGCUUUUCUCCGGGCACGGAAAUUUGAAGUUGACCGAGCUUUCACGCUGCUGGUGAAUUGGUGCACCAUGCGGACUAACCGGAAGGAUUUAUAUGGGGAUUUUACUGCAGCUAGCAUUAGGGAUGCAAUGGAAACUGGUUUCAUGGCUACACUUUCGUUUAAAGAUAACCUAGGACGAAGUAUCAGUAUUUACAGAGCUGGAACCUGGGAUGUGGAAAAGUUCACUCUUUAUGACUUAAUUAAAGUACCGCUGAUGCUCAUGGACCUGAGAAUUCGUGAUGAGGAAGUUCAAAUAAACGGUGUUGUUACUAUCAUCGAUAUGGAAGGGAUUGGUAUGCAUCACAUGACUCAUAUCGGACCAAGAAUGGCAAGAAAAAUAGCUCCUAUCAUUAACCAGGACUCAAUUCCAGUGCGAGUAAAGGCAAUACAUUUCAUAAACGAGUCGCGUCUUCUUGACGUCGUCUUGGCAAUGAUCAAACCAUUCAUGAAGAAAAAAGUCAAAGAAAGGAUUCACACACAUGCACAUGACUUAUCAAGCCUACAUGCAAAAGUGCCGGCAAUGAUUUUACCAUGCGAGUAUGGAGGACUGACUUCAUCUAGAGACGACUUGAUACAAAUGGUGGUUGCCAAAGCCCUGGCACAUGAAGAAGUAAUCAAAGAAUUUACAAAAUAUGGAAUUAAAAAGGUUAAAAACAGUGAUGGGAGUGUAGCUGGGAAUGGUGGGGUGUCU
This is a messenger RNA of Saccoglossus kowalevskii, 1158 nucleotides long. Its product is annotated as alpha-tocopherol transfer protein-like. Lineage: Eukaryota; Metazoa; Hemichordata; Enteropneusta; Harrimaniidae. Gene Ontology annotation, molecular function: phosphatidylinositol bisphosphate binding. Gene Ontology annotation, cellular component: membrane. The record is from RefSeq and is a predicted model, not a curated record.